Messenger RNA from Triticum urartu, 1701 nucleotides. RefSeq names its product lecithin-cholesterol acyltransferase-like 1. Gene Ontology annotation, biological process: lipid metabolic process. NCBI's taxonomy places the organism in Eukaryota, Viridiplantae, Streptophyta, Magnoliopsida, Poales, Poaceae. The record is from RefSeq and is a predicted model, not a curated record.
ACAGCGCAGCCGAGACUACCGACCCCUCCAAGGACGACGUAACUACCAUUUCCACCGUACGCGCGCCCUGCCUUUUUAGCCACUCCACAAGCGAUCCGAUCCCAAGAGCAACACCCAAGACAAGCAUCGCCACACAAAACAGCGACCACCAAAUCCAAAAACAAGCAAGAGACAAGCAAGAAAACCCAAAAAUCGAUCAUACAAACACUCGUCAUGGAGAGAAAUCCACUACGUACGGUCGUGCUGUUAGCUAUGCUGUCGCUGAGCUCGUGCUGCGCCUCGUCGACGGGCGGGGGCGGCGGCGGGCAGCUGCUGCACCCGGUGGUGCUCAUCCCGGGCUCCGGCGGCAACCAGCUGGAGGCGCGGCUGACGGACGACUACAGCCCGUCCAGCCUGACCUGCCGGGUGUGGCCGCUGGUGCGCGGCCGCGGCGGCUGGUUCCGCAUGUGGUUCGAGCCGUCCGUCGUCGUCGCGCCCCUCACCCGCUGCUUCGCGGAGCGGAUGAUGCUCUACUACGACCGCGACGCCGACGACUACCGCAACGCGCCCGGCGUCCACACCAGGGUCGACGACUUCGGCUCCACCUCCACCCUCCGCUACCUCGACCCAACCCUCAAACUCCUGACGGGGUACAUGGACGUCCUGGCGACCACGCUGGAGAAGGCCGGGUACAAGGAGGGGCGCGACCUCUUCGGCGCGCCCUACGACUUCCGCUACGGGCUGGCCGCGCCGGGCCAUCCCUCGCAGGUGGGCAGCGCCUACCUGGAGCGCCUCCGGCUACUGGUGGAGUCCGUGUGCGCGGCCAACGGCGGCAGGCCGGCGAUCCUCAUGGCGCACAGCCUCGGCGGGCUGUACGCGCUGCAGUUCCUGGCCCGCGCCCCGCCCGCCUGGCGCGCGGCGCACGUCAAGCGGCUGGUGACGCUGUCCGCGCCGUGGGGCGGGUCGGUGCAGGAGAUGCUCACCUUCGCCUCCGGCAACACCCUCGGCGUGCCCUUCGUCGAUCCCUCCCUCAUCCGCGACGAGCAGCGCAGCUCUGAGAGCAACCUCUGGCUGCUGCCCACGCCCAAGGUCUUCGGCAACACCACGCUCGUCGUCUCCCAGCGCCACAACCGGACCUACUCUGCCAAGAACGUCACGCAGUUCCUGAACGACAUCGGGUUCGCCGACGGGGUGGAGCCGUACCGGACGCGCACACGGCCGCUCGGCGAGGUCCUGCCAGAGCCGGGCGUGCCGGUGACGUGCCUGGUGGGCACCGGCGUCGACACGGUGGAGAGCCUCGUGUUCGGGGACGAGGGGUUCGACGCGGGGCCCGUCAAGGUGGUGUACGGCGACGGCGACGGGACGGUGAACCUCGCCAGCCUCAUGGGACCGAUCAAGGCCUGGUCCGACUCGCCGGCGCAGGUCCUCGAGGUGGUGGAGCUGCCCAAUGUGUCGCACAUGGGCAUCCUCAAGGACAAGAGCGCCCUUGAUCAGAUCCUCAGGAUUCUCGAUUCCAUCAAUCUAAACGCCACGAGCACCACGACCUAUCAGUCUUAGAACAAAUAUGUUUUGCAACCGUAGGUUUUUUUGGGGUCUUUUCGUUGGGAAAAUGUUGUUGAGAUUUGCUAGCUAGUGGCACUUGCCAAAUGGGAGUAGAGAUCAACCAUGUUCUUAUUGACUUCAACAAGGGUUCAACAAAGAGGCAUCUAGUGUUGGUCAGAA